Peromyscus leucopus (white-footed mouse) is the source of this 1131-nucleotide messenger RNA. RefSeq names its product CFAP97 domain containing 2 (gene Cfap97d2). The transcript has 5 exons. The record is from RefSeq and is a predicted model, not a curated record. The coding region runs from base 155 to 760 and encodes 201 amino acids. NCBI's taxonomy places the organism in Eukaryota, Metazoa, Chordata, Mammalia, Rodentia, Cricetidae.
UGCUCAAAACAGAAGCAGUGAGCUCAUCAAGAUCCAAGACAACCGCUGGAGUGGAAGGAGAGUCUAUUCUUCUCUCAGCUCUCAUCCAUUGUUCCAAAGCCUCCACAGGCACAACUGGGCUCUCCCCAGGCCUGGGCGCCAUGGCAACAGUCACAUGACCCCACAAACAGCUCUGCUGGGGCUGGGCUGCUCAGCCUGCUUCUCUCUGAAGGGAGCCUGGAGUUUGCGAUCUGAGAUGCUGCAUAGAGUCCCCCAGAUGACCACCCCUUGGGCUAAUAGGGACCUGCAGAGAGCCUGGGAGAAAACCUACCAGGACCACAGGAAAAAGGUCCAGAAUGCCCAGCCACUAGUGGACACCCACCCACCCCAGACUUACAGCCACCUCUACCUGAAGUUCAAGAAGCUGAAGAUGGAGGAAGAAAGACUCUCCGUCAUCGACAGAGACAACUGUCUACUUCUGCAGAGGGUGGCCUCUGCCAUGAGAACCAGGGGACAGACUGACAGCAGAAAUCACUUCACACACAGAAGUCUAAACAGGAAGACCAGAGAACAGGCGCACAUGAAAGCGCAGAAACAAAACAAAGUCGUCCUGGAAAGACUCCCAAGCUCAGAGCCCUGGUAUGGAGCACAGAGACCGUGGGAGGACUGGGCUGCCACCACCAGCCAUCCCUGCAAAAGCAGACGCACCUGGAGAAAAGGAGCUGAAACUGAUGCCCAGCAAGGACACCGCUUCAUCUGGAUGCCCCACCUGAAGGGAUGAAGGUUCAGACUGCAAACACCCUAAGCAGCCCAGGACCCAGGAGCUCUGAGGUGGCCUUCCUGUGCUCUCCCUGGGGUCAUGCUGGCUUCCGUGUGCCUCCAGGGACAGCCGUAAGGGCUGUGACACAGCACUCAUGACAUUCGCCAGAUGACACAGCACAGCUAUUUAUUGCAUUUCUUGGACUGAUAACCAAAAACAAAACAUGCUGAGUAACUCUGAAAGUGACUGGAUUUUGAAUUAGACUGUCUUUUCUAGCUAUUAAUACUUUUUCUGAGUUACCAUGAGUUUGGGUGGGUGGGUGUAAUUCCCUUAAAAACUCUGUGACUGUCAUUUUACCAAAUAUGUAAAUAAAUCAAAUUUGAGAACUUUCA